Molecule: messenger RNA, 1250 nt
Organism: Actinia tenebrosa (Australian red waratah sea anemone)
Lineage: Eukaryota; Metazoa; Cnidaria; Anthozoa; Actiniaria; Actiniidae
Product: enoyl-CoA delta isomerase 1, mitochondrial
Biological process (GO): fatty acid beta-oxidation
Cellular component (GO): mitochondrion
Molecular function (GO): catalytic activity
Source: RefSeq, a predicted model, not a curated record
CCCAUGAACAAAGCACUUUCAAGAUGGCGACCAACAUCAGACAUGUCAUAAAGCCGAUCUUACGUUUUUCUCCCAAUUCAAGCAGGAACAGAAUAACUAGGAUUUUUGCAAGAUAUGCAUCAUCAUCUUCGGUCGAAGUGCAAACACAAGACCAAGUCGCUACCGUGGUUCUGAACAGAAAACCCGUCAAUAGCUUCACUUUAGAGUUUCUUGAAGAAAUAAAUACGACUCUUUCAGAUCUUGAAAACAACAGAGACAUCAGGGGACUGAUCUUGACCUCAAGUCUACCAAAAGUGUUCUCUGCUGGAUUAGACCUAAUCAAGGAGAUGCACAAUCCUGAUCCAAAGCGUCUUGCUGUUUUCUGGAGAGGAUUUCAAGAGAUGUGGUUACAACUGUAUGGAUCUAGAUUAGCUACCAUUGCUGUUGUCAAUGGUCAUGCCAUUGCUGGAGGAUGUGUACUUGCAUCAGCUUGUGAUUACAGGAUAAUGGCUCCAAACUAUUCCUUAGGACUUAAUGAAACAGUUGCGGGCAUUGCAGUUCCAUUUUGGGUGUCACAGACUCUCACAAACCUGGUUGGGAAGAGGGUUGGUGAAAGAGCUACAUUACUUAGCGAGAUGUUUUCAAGUGAUGCUGCUUUGUCCAGCGGUCUUGUUGACAUGGUUGUCGCACAGGAAAACCUAAUGGCAGAAGCUCAAAAACAGAUGAAACGAUGGCUUGCUAUUCCAGAUUCAGGAAGAUCACUUACAAAACACACAAUCCGUAGAGAAAUGCUUGAGAACAUGAGAGACGACAGGGAAGAAGACAUCAAAGACUUUGUUAGUUAUAUCAUGCGGGAAUCCACUCAAAAAUUUGUUCAAAUUCAGAUUGAUAACAUUAAACAGAAAAGCAAAAAGUAAAUUUCAAUGUAGGUCGUUAAACGACAAAAAUAUUGUUCAACACUGUGUGAAUGUAAUGUUAAACUAUUACUCUAUGAUGUAUUACUUACAAUAAUGACAAAUGUUAUCUAGUAUUGGUACUUUAUUUCAUUGUUCAGCAUUUCCAAAAUGCUUCGUUAUCUUACUACAUUGCCUACUAAUUUUUACCAGAGUUUUUUUUCCAAGUGCCAUAUUAUGUAUGAUGUGCAUUUAUCGUACGCUGAUCUCCCCUCGCAAGGGGUGAAUGUGUGCAAAUCAAAUUGUGCCUUUUUUAUCCUUCUUAAACAGUGGGAUGUCACUGUUAACUUGUUUCUAUAAAUUAUAUAUUUACUUACA